CUUUCUAUUGGUUGAGAAAAAUGGCCAGACAUCCUCGAAGAGAAAUGUAUGCGCGCCUUUUCUGUCAACCCGAAUCAAAACACUAAACAAAGAAGAUUGGUGGAAGUCGCUCGUCGGAUUUCUAUUCAGUAUAUAAAUCCAACGCAAUACGUUUUGUAAACAUAUAAAGUGAAAUUAACGAUACAGAUAUUAUAAAUCGAGUGUUGUGAUUAAGAGGAUGGCUGCUCGGAAGCUAAAUACUCUUGAAGAUUUGAGUGAAUCGUGGGUGGAACUGAAUUCGGGUGUUCUGUCUGGAGAGAAUGAGUACAUCAAACUGUUGCGCGAGGCUCAGAGGGAGAGUCGGGACUCGUCGGUCAGGCACUCGAGGGCCUCCAGUGUUAAGGGCAGUCCGAAAUCACCACCGAACAGUCCCAACUUGGAGCCGUCCACUGAGGAUGAGAUGAAGGGCGUCUACAUCAACUGUUGGAGGGACGACUCCAACGACUGGGUGUGGGAGUGGAGCAGCCGCCCGGACCAGAUGCCGCCCAAGGACUGGCGUUUCAAACACCCCCAGCCGGUCAGAGGUCCACCUUCAGCCAGCUCCUCCAUCGAGGUGUUGGAGCAACUGGCACCGGCCAUGACACAGAGUCACUGCCUGUCCGUGCGCCGAGCCUGCCUGUUCAGUCGCGGAGCCCUGGCCGCUGUGCUGAUCACAAACGUCGUGUCCCUGCUGGUGGGGGCUGGCAUUGGAGUGUGGCUCAGCAAGCGCGGCAUGCUGCCCCCCAGACUGGUGGUGCCCUGCUAAUGACUCGAGAUAGCGUUGUAAAACAGGAAAAAAAAACAUUAUAUUUUAUCAAAAACAAAAAAAAAAACAUGUAAUUUUCCCUCGUCGUGUUUAUUUCAAUGUUAGGGAUGUGUCGGAUCUCUCGCGCGUCUGUUGAAAAAUAUUUAAUUUUUUGUCUAUUUUUCAACAGACGUGACGUAGCUCGCUAGGGAUGUGCUCGGGUUGCGAUUUCUUCAGACGCAUUUCGGUUAUCUAUAAGAUAGGAUUCGAGUGCAUAGUGAUGUAAUUGAAAUCGAAUUGUAUUCAUAUCGAUUGUUCGUUAAUCGAUACAUCAAUUCGAUUGCAAAACAGACUGCUAGUAUAGGAAAGAAAUUUUAAAACUUUUGUAUUUUCUCACUUAAAAGAAUUAUAUAAAGUUAAAUGUUAUUUUUUCCCUAGUCUUAAGUUAAAAUAUUCACUUAAUUUUAUUGUUUGUUUUUUUUUAACGUCCAGGAGGAUAUUCCAUACAUAGAUUAAAUUAUAGAGUAUUUUCUUCUUUCGGCUUUUGGGAUUUUUGUUUUUUCUAAAAGUCACUACAACAGCCGUCUUAGUGUUUCUAAACUAUCUGUUGGUAAAUUUUUUUUUUAUUUCUCUUCAAACGUCAACACUUGUCUAUGGUCGCGAUGGCUCAGUUUUUUGGUCGGCUUGCUUCGUGCCUGCUCGGGGACCUCGAUUCGUUUCUUAAGUUUCUUAAUUCUAUAAACACAGAAGUAUAGUUAUUUAUUUUUAUUUUUCCUUUUGGUUAUUUUAUGAAGUGAUUCAGAUUUAUUUUAACUGUAUAUAAGUUCCAUUGUAACCUAGAUUUAGUGCUUUCAAUAAAUGAUGCAUUUUA
Messenger RNA from Danaus plexippus (monarch butterfly), 1634 nucleotides. RefSeq names its product BCL2/adenovirus E1B 19 kDa protein-interacting protein 3 (gene BNIP3). Gene Ontology annotation, biological process: positive regulation of apoptotic process; mitochondrial outer membrane permeabilization. The transcript is spliced from 7 exons. Lineage: Eukaryota; Metazoa; Arthropoda; Insecta; Lepidoptera; Nymphalidae. The record is from RefSeq and is a predicted model, not a curated record. Bases 218 to 784 code for a protein of 188 amino acids. Gene Ontology annotation, cellular component: mitochondrial outer membrane; mitochondrial envelope; nucleus.